Messenger RNA from Ramularia collo-cygni, 1164 nucleotides. RefSeq lists its product as uncharacterized. The transcript has a single exon. NCBI's taxonomy places the organism in Eukaryota, Fungi, Ascomycota, Dothideomycetes, Mycosphaerellales, Mycosphaerellaceae. The record is from RefSeq and is a predicted model, not a curated record. Bases 1 to 1164 code for a protein of 387 amino acids.
AUGGCUCGUUUCCGCAUUCCCGUUUUCCGCGUCUUCUACAGUCUGACCUAUACGAUCCUCUACUUGCUCACUCUUGUUCUCCUCGCGAUUACACCCGUGUCGAUGAUAUGGUCGAGCAUCGAACAGAGCGCCCUGCAGUAUACGUUCAUGAUCGGCGGCACCUACAUCCUCACCAUCAUCACUGCCAUCUUCAUCUACAGUUCCCGGCUUUACACCAACCGCUCCGUCCUGGCCGCGGUGGGAAAAUCAUACGUUCCCAUCGAGGAUGAAGAAGUCAAUCGUGCCGUGCGCAAGAUGAUUGUGAAACAAUUGCAGAGGAGCGCCAUUGUGGCGUGGGAGGGUCGGCCGAGAGAUCUUCAUGGAGAGAUCCUGCGUGCCGAACAGGAGGGACUCCUGCCACACGAGGAGGAAGUGAGGGCGAAGYACACUGUUGGAACAGAAGUGAGGGUAGAUCCCGACAAUCCGCCUUGGGGAGACAUCCAACAUCCUGGAUGGUCUUCGCCCAGUCAUCGUAGUGACAACGCAAACCCAGAUGUGCAGUUCGCAGACGUGAUAGCAGAACUGCCGCAUCUCAUAGAGGCGAAAGCUGUGUCGCUUGCUCCUUCUGACCCUCUUCUUACGCCCGUCGAAGGAGGACAAGCCUUACCGGCAGAUCCCAUCGUGGUGGAGCUCCUGCAGCGGCCAGGCAACAUGGCAAUGCGCGAGUACCUCACUCAGCUUUCAUACUUGGGCCUUAUAAGACCAGCAUCUGCGGGACAGAAUUUCCUCGCUCGGUACGAGGGUGCACGUUUCUCAAACGAUCCCAUCACAUCGGAGGAGUUCAACAGUCUAAUGACUGCCUUCGCCGAUCUGCUCUCAGGCAUGACCGCUCUUGAUCGCAGAAUCGUGGAUGAAAUCCGUAUGCAGAAUGGCGGCGAAGAGGACCUACCGAGUCAAUACAUUGAUGUUCCCUCGCGAGUCUCUACUCCCAUCAGUCCAGUCACGGCCCGCUCGCGUCCAUAUCUGCAGCCGAUGUCCAGUGAGGAGAGCUUUGCAGGAUCUGUACUCCACACAACAUCUCCAUCACGAGCGGCUGGUCAAGCUCUGCUUUCCAGGAGCGUGACAAGCUUGCCAAGCGACGCGGGAAGCGUCGUCAGGCACGACAUAGAUGAUGACGAUGGGUGA